Messenger RNA from Octopus sinensis (East Asian common octopus), 955 nucleotides. Its product is annotated as G protein-activated inward rectifier potassium channel 4-like. The transcript has a single exon. Lineage: Eukaryota; Metazoa; Mollusca; Cephalopoda; Octopoda; Octopodidae. The record is from RefSeq and is a predicted model, not a curated record. Bases 98 to 955 code for a protein of 285 amino acids. Gene Ontology annotation, cellular component: plasma membrane. Gene Ontology annotation, molecular function: inward rectifier potassium channel activity. Gene Ontology annotation, biological process: regulation of monoatomic ion transmembrane transport; potassium ion import across plasma membrane.
UGUGUCGUGUACAUCAAUUCCCCUCGACCCCCCCGAAAUCAACAGUGUGGGCGGCAUUGGGAGGGAGAGAAUCCUCAAUCGAAAUGGCCAAUACAAAAUGAAAAUGUCCGGAUGGGGCUAUAUGAGGAAAAUAAAGGAUUUGUAUAAUACAUUUCUUGACCUAGCCUGGUGGAAAGUGUGUCUGAUAUAUCCGAUUGUGUUUAUUAUUUCCUGGCUCUUCUUCGGGCUGCUGUGGUUCCAAAUAUCAAAGGAGAAGGGACAGUGUUUGGCCAACGUCGACUCGUUUUAUUCCGCGUUCCUGUUCUCCCUGGAGACACAGCGAACGAUCGGGUACGGCCACCGAUACAUCAGACAGACGUGUUUCAGUUCCUAUGUGGUGCUAGUCCUGCAGUCGAGCAUUGGAAUUGUCAUUCACGCACUCAUGGUCGGAAUGAUGUACGACCGUUUCUCCAAAAACAACAAUCGAGCACAGACUAUUCUCUUCUCCAGAAACGCAGUGAUCUGCCAGAGGGACAAUUUCCCCUGUUUUGUAUUCAGAACAGCUAACUUGCAGGCAACAGGCCUUGUCGACUGCCAGGUUGUUCUCAAGUUUGUGUAUUCUACCAUUACUGAAGAACAGGAGACUAUUCUCCUUGAUUUUAUUAACCUCCAAGUCGGCGAGGAUGACGUUUCUCAGGAAAUUGAAUUUUGUACUCCAGUCCUCAUUGCACACAGAAUCACGCCUGCUAGUCCAAUCUACGACUAUCUCGAAAAAGGUCUCGAAGAAUCCCAAUUUGAAAUACUCGUUCUCCUGACUGGGUGCGACGAAGCCACUGGAGUCACCAUCCAGGCUCGAGUCUCCUAUCUUCCCAGAGAUAUCAUCCUCAAUCACCGAUUCGUUAUGAUUGAGUCUUUGUCCAACUCGAAUGAUUGGAUUCUUGAUUUUAAAAAAUUUCAUUCUAUUUUGCCCGAAUAA